CAUUUCCCUCCUUCAUUCACCAUGUCCAACCUUCCCGUUGAGCCCGAGUUCGAGCAGGCCUACAAGGAGCUUGCCUCGACCCUCGAGAACUCCACUCUUUUCCAGAAGAACCCCGAAUACCGCAAGGCUCUGGCUGUCGUCUCCGUCCCCGAGCGCGUCAUCCAGUUCCGUGUCGUCUGGGAGGAUGACCAGGGCCAGGUCCAGGUCAACCGCGGUUUCCGUGUCCAGUUCAACUCCGCCCUCGGCCCCUACAAGGGUGGUCUCCGCUUCCACCCCACUGUCAACCUCUCCAUCCUCAAGUUCUUGGGUUUCGAGCAGAUCUUCAAGAAUGCCUUGACUGGUCUGAGCAUGGGUGGUGGUAAGGGUGGUUCCGACUUCGACCCCAAGGGCAAGUCCGACAACGAGAUCCGCCGCUUCUGCGUUUCUUUCAUGACUGAGCUCGCCAAGCACAUCGGUGCCGACACUGAUGUCCCCGCUGGUGAUAUCGGUGUCACUGGUCGUGAGAUUGGUUUCCUCUUCGGCCAGUACCGCAAGAUCCGCAACCAGUGGGAGGGUGUCCUCACUGGUAAGGGCCUCACCUGGGGUGGUUCCUUGAUCCGCCCCGAGGCCACCGGUUACGGUGUUGUCUACUACGUUGAGCACAUGAUUCAGCACGCUACCAACGGCGCUGAGUCCUUCUCCGGCAAGCGCGUCGCCAUCUCUGGUUCCGGUAACGUCGCCCAGUACGCCGCCCUCAAGGUCAUUGAGCUUGGUGGUUCCGUUGUUUCCCUGAGCGACAGCCAGGGCUCCCUCAUCGUUGUCAACGACUCCAGCUUCACCCCCGAGGAGAUCGCCUUGAUUGCCGACCUCAAGGUCGCCCGCAAGCAGCUCGCCUCUGUCGUUUCCGAGGGUGUCUUCGCCGACUCCGCCAAGUUCAAGUACAUCGCUGGUGCUCGUCCCUGGAAGCACGUUGGCAAGGUCGACGUUGCCCUUCCCUCUGCUACCCAGAACGAGGUUUCCGGCGAGGAGGCGCAGGCGCUGAUCGAUGCCGGUGCCAAGUUCAUCGCGGAGGGUUCCAACAUGGGCUGCACCCAGGAGGCUAUUGACACCUUCGAGGCCCACCGCCAGGCUAACGCCGGCAAGGCUGCCAUCUGGUACGCCCCCGGUAAGGCCGCCAACGCCGGUGGUGUCGCCGUCUCCGGUCUCGAGAUGGCCCAGAACUCUGCCCGCCUCAGCUGGACCUCUGAGGAGGUUGAUGCCCGUCUCAAGGACAUCAUGCGCUCCUGCUUUAAGAACGGUCUCGAGACCGCUAUCGAGUACGCCACCCCUGCCGAGGGUGUCCUGCCUUCCCUGGUCACCGGUUCCAACAUCGCUGGUUUCACCAAGGUUGCUGCUGCCAUGAAGGACCAGGGUGACUGGUGGUAAAUGCUUCGCAUCGUCGAUGAGAUGGUGCUAUGAUGAUGACUUUUCUUCUUCUCCCGUUUUGUU
Molecule: messenger RNA, 1467 nt
Organism: Aspergillus uvarum CBS 121591
Lineage: Eukaryota; Fungi; Ascomycota; Eurotiomycetes; Eurotiales; Aspergillaceae
Product: glutamate dehydrogenase
Exons: 3
Coding region: 22-1404 (460 amino acids)
Cellular component (GO): cytosol
Molecular function (GO): L-glutamate dehydrogenase (NADP+) activity
Source: RefSeq, a predicted model, not a curated record